Molecule: messenger RNA, 7779 nt
Organism: Astrephomene gubernaculifera
Lineage: Eukaryota; Viridiplantae; Chlorophyta; Chlorophyceae; Chlamydomonadales; Astrephomenaceae
Source: the annotation of a GenBank genome assembly
ACAGCAUGGAAACGUUCAGCUGAUCAAACAGCAACAACAAUGGUUCUACUCAGUUUGAGCAUGCUUUUUAAUAUGUUCACUGCUUGUUAACAAGGACUUAAAGCAUGGCACCAAAGCCCAAGAAGUCGGAGGCUCCGCCUCCUCCUCCACCGGAACCUAGUCCAGACGACUCGCUUCCUCAAGACAUAAAGGAGCUUGUGGAGUGUCCAUUUUCGGUAACAUGGAAGCCCGUCGUCAGCAUCGUCGACUUCGCGGCGGGAACGGACGCCAAAGGGAUACAGGCGACGCUCAGGCGCAAGGAGCUUGCUCGGCACAUAUCCCUUACGGACGCUGUGCUGCGCCUCGAUGCUACUUCUUCGCUUGGCCAGGAGGCCAAGGCAGCCAUGGACGCACACCUGACCGCCGGACAUGGGCCAGAGACUUGCACGUUCAGCGCCGAUGUAUGUGCUAAGCUGCUGGCAGAGCGCUUCACUCGUGACCAGGUGGCUGACUGGCAUGUGGAGCUGCACCGCCGCCGCACCCGCAUGCAAGCAGCGCAGGAGGAGGAGCAGGCCGCGGAGACAGCUCUGGCCAACGCCCGGCAGGCGGUGCUAGCGGCGACGGAGGCGCUGGCUGCCUACCACCGAGCACAGGAGGAGGAGGAGGCGCGGCGCGCGGAAAUGCUGGAGGAGGCGGGAGGGGAGGAUGGCUACAUGGCAGAGCUGGAUGUGCAGGAUUCGGAACCCAUAGAGCGGGAGACGCCGCAGGAGGAGAUCGCCCUGGCACAGGCGCAAGCCCGUGUGGUGGACGCUGAGGCGAAGGUCAGGGACACGGCCGAGGCCGUCGCACGACUGCAGCGCGUCCAGAACGACCCCUUCGUCUGCUACCAAACCUACACCGUUAGCGGCCUGAGCCUCUCCCUGGAGUCCGUACGGCAGGCGCUGAAGGCCGGCGCGCCGCUGCGUGCGGCGGUAUGGGCCAAGCCGGGGCCGCGGGCGACUACCGCCGACGGCGGCGCUAGCACCACCAGCGGCAGCGAGGAGGCACCGACGCCGCCGGGGUGGUUCCUUGACGUGAAGAAGGCGGCGGAGGCGGCGCUGUGGGAGGAUGAGUUGGCAAAGUUGGUGCCGUUGGAGGUGGAGUUGCCGCCUAUUGUGGUGCACCAGACGCACCAUCACCACCCGGAGCCUGAAACGCAUGGGAAGGGCAAGGGCAAGCCCACCUCCGCCAACAAGCCUGUGCCAAAGGGGAAAGCAGCAGCGGCAGCCGCUGCCGCCACCGCGGAUUCAGGCCCGCCUCCGUCGGAGGACGCCCCCGGGUACGACAUUCUCUCGGGACUGCUUCAGCGCCUGGCGACGCACGUCCGUACGUACGACGAGUGGCGAGCUUCCGUCAAGGUGUACGACAGCCAACAGCAUGACACUCCCGCUGCCCUGGCCUCGACGCAAUCGGGUCCGGCCCUGGUUGCCGAGCCCACAAUGGCUGCCGGCGUCGCACCCUCAAGCCCCUCGCCACCGCCGCCGCCGGCAGCGGGAGGCUCAGAGGAUGACGGCGCCGCCGCCGGCACACCCACAGGCGCUGCGGGCGCCGCUGGUGCGGGAGACGGAGCUCUCCAACCGCAGUACAGCCUGGGCUACUACGGAGCGCUGCUGGACGGCGUACCCUUGGAGCGUGUCAGCGUGCCGCUCGUGAUGCAUGCGUUGCUGGAGCAGGUUGCCCGCAACAUGGCGUCAGUGGAGGCCGGCGAGGACCUGACGGAGGCGGCCCGUACGGCAGCGGCGGAGACGGCGGCGCUGGCGGCCCUGGACGCCGCGCUGGCGCCGCUGGGGUCGCAGUGCCAGGAAGCUGUGUUUGACCAGCCUGCGGAAGUCCCCCAGGAUUACUCCCUCGUCAUUGAGGGUGAUGCGCUGGCGGCCGCCGCCGCCGGCUUGACGACGGGCUUCGUACGUGGCGCGCCGCCGCGACCCGACUCACUGACAUCGCCGCUGGACGCGGCGGUGAUGCCAUCCUCCGGCGGCAGCGGCGGUAGCGGAGCGUGGCCGGCGGUGGUCACCGCAUGGGCUUCAGGCGGCGAGGCCGCUGGCGGCAGCGCCGAAGGCGCUGGCGGAGGCGGCUUUGAAGGGCUUGGCGGCAGCGGUGGUGAUGCUUCAUCGUACGUGUACGGCACGGGCCCUGAGGGGCUCUUCACGCACUCGGGCACGCUGGAUGUGGAGGCGGUUGAGGCUCACAUGCUGCGCUGCAUGAUGCUGCCGGGCGCCAGCUCGUUCGCGGAGGCUGCGGAAGUGGCGGAGGCGGCUGCGGCAGCAGCUGCGGGGGCGUUCGGCUUGGGCACGGGGAUGGACCCCUUGAGCAAGAGCCUGCGUCGCACGGCUCUACAGGCCGAGGCGGCGGGGCUGCCGGUUGCCACCAUUGAGCGCUACCAGCUGCUUCAGGCCGCUGCGGACCUGCUGGGCCCCUCCGCCAAGAUGGCGCAUGAGGACGCCAUCCUCUCGCGCAACUGGCAGGAGCCCAUGGACGCGCCCGCGCUCAAGCAGGCUCUGGGGGAGGCGGUCACGCACCUGCCCGCCAUGUCCUCUGUGUACUUUGGGCCGGCGAAUGUGGUGGUGGUGGCGUGCUAUGCGGGCGAGAACAUCGCGAGCAGCACCACGGGCAUCCCGGUUGCCAUGAACCUUACCGCCUUCGUACGGCGAGCGAAGGAGGUGGAGCCUGGCCCCGUGGAGCUACCAGAGAAGGUGUACAAGAUGGACGCUGACCUGACGGCGGUUGCGGAGGCGCACCGCCGUACAGCCUUCCUCUACACACAGACCGCCUGCAUCGUCGCCGCGCCGCUGCCGUCCGUAGCGCCCGAAGCCGCGGGAUCCGUACCUCCCGGCGUCGAGACGGCGGCCACCCUAGCGGCGUCAGAGGCUGGAUCCGUGUUGCCGGCCGGCGGCCUAACCAUCACACGUGAGGGCACCACCGUACGCUUCUCCGACGGCGGCGUCGACGGCGACCCGCUGCUGCUUGCGACGCUGCAAGGCGGCGCGCUGGUAUCUGCGUUCCACGUCACGGACCCCCUGGCGGCGGAGGCGGAGGCCGCGGCUGCGAAGGCUGCUGAGGGCAGCGGUGAGGACUCGCGCCCGGACAGCGCACAGCAGCCGCCGCCGGAGGAGUCUUCGCAGUCCUCCUCGCUUUCGUCGGACUCGACACCGCCUAAGCCGCUCAUGAGCGCAGCGGAGGCGCUAAAAGCAGGCCUGCGUGGCGAGUUGGACAUGGACGAGGAGGAUGAGGAAGACGACGGCGGCGCUGACUACGAUGAUGACCCCAUUUCGCUGCUGCGGAAGCUCCGGCCGCCGCCGCCAGUGACGGCGCUGCAGGUCACGACGCCGGCGGGUCAUGUUGUACGGAUGACGACCGACGGGCAGGUCCUCAUCACGCCGGCGGACGACCCCGCCGUUGCGCCGUUGCCGUACUUCCGCGGCGUGGACGUCCAUGGCGCGCCGCUGAAGGGCGCGGACCUGAGCAAGUUGCGCGCCCCUGCCACGCCUAGUACCUUCCGGGCGGUAACUCGCGACGGCCUGCUCGUCUCCGCCUCCGCCGGCGCCGUUGCGAGGGUGCUUUGCCCUGACGGCAGCGUCAGCGAACGCAUGGAUGUUGAUGGUUGGCUGGCACCUGAUGGCAGCACGGCCAAGGGCUGGCUACGGACGCAGCUUGAUGGCACAAGGCUGCGUGAGCCGGACCAUGGGUCAAAGCAACGGCCGCCACCACCACCUGAACCUGAACCGGAGCCGGAGCCCGAGCCAGAGAAGAAACCUGCAAAGAAGUCCAUCAUCGGGGCCGGUGCUGGGAAGAAGGGGGGAAAGAAGGCGCAAGACGAGCCGUCGCCGCCGCCGACGCCGCCCCGGAAGCCGCCGCCACCACCGCCUCCGCCAUUCACAUUGGAGCUGCCGCGCAUUGGGUCCGCGACGAUGACGGAUCCGGACACGGGCGCGCGGGUUACGACUCGUGAGGACAAUGUGAUGGUUGUGGCGUACCCGGCAGGAGACGUGCUGGUACAGGAUUACGACGGCACUCGCCUGGUUCGCCUCUCCGACGGCAGCUGGUCCGUGGAGAUGGACGGCUUCGCACCGAUCCUGGGCUCAGCUGACGGCAUCUCCAUCUCACCCUGCCCCGGUGUAACGCUCGCAUGGGACGCCGACACCGGCGUCGUCACCGCCAGCCUUCCCGACGGCAGCUCCAUGGUGACGGCGCCGUACACCGCUGCAUUCCUGCCCGCCGGCGUGGGUGAGCCGCCGUUGGCGACGCUGGCGGCGGCGCCGGAGGGCAGCGACAGCGGCGCCCGGUCGUCAGGCGUGGCGGCGAAUGCCAAGGCGGCGGCGGAGCUGCUGGGAGAGUUGUCGGGGAAUCCAGACCUCACCGGCGUGUUCUUGUUUGAUCCAUGGGGCGGGUCUUGCGCUUUCUGCGAGUCCGAUACCCUGCGCUUCUUCCUUCCGGGUCCGGCGGUACGCGGCACGGCAGCGGGCGGCAGCGGCGGCAAGCGCGGCUCGGGAGGCUCGGCGGAAUCCAGUGAGGGCGGCGACAUGGGGCCUGUCGUACCGCCGCCGUACUGGCCGCCGCCGGAACCGCUGCUGUCCGUACACAUACCCAUUCCUCCGCCGCCACCGCCGCCGCCGCCACCAGUGAAGAAGCCUGGACGCAGCAGAUCUGCGGAUCCAGAGGCGGAGGGCAGCGAUGACGAAGGCAGCGAAGAGGAGGAAGACGAGGAGGAUGAAGACGAGGACGAGGACAAGCCCCCGCCGCCUCCGCCACGCCCCCCAACCCCACCUCCACCUGAGCCCAUCAUCACCUACCUGCCCAUCGCCCGCGCCAUCAAGCCCCGCAUCUUCGUCAUCCGUACCGACGGAACCGGCUACGAAGUCCUAGACACGGAUGUCGUACAAGCCUACAUGGCAGGCCGCGCCGCAUUGGCGGCGGAAGCCGCGGCCAGCGCCAGUGUCGGCGGUGGCCGCUCGGGCUCGCAAUCCACCAACGGUGGCACCGUGGGCUGCGGCAACGGCCUGGCGGUUGACAUUCGUGCUGAGGUGGUUGAGGGCGCGGAUGAGGAGGGUACUGUCGUACACUCCGUGCUCGUACAAGUGCCGCAGCGGUCUCCCACCCUGGAGCCUUUACCUGUGGGCGGUGCGGCGCUGCUGCAAAAGUACAACCCGCAUGCGGAGGAGCUCAUGCCGGCCUUCAAGCGCCUGACGCAGCUCAUCAAACCUGAACCGGGCGCGGGUCUCAGCAGCGUCCAGUACCUGCCACGUAUCAUGGCGUACGAACCACCUGUUGUACGACAGCCCGCGCCGCUGCCCGUACUGGUGUACCGCGAGUUGCUGGAGCUGCCGCGACUAAGCUCCGAAGCCAUUUCGCAGAUCCGGGAGGUGCUCAUGCAGCAGAUGCGGACAGAGCGGGCCCAGGCACGGCUCUACGCUGCCUCCGUGCCACAUGGCGACCCCCGUCCCGACGAUGUACGGCAACAGGAUGCUGACGUUCUCUCGUCCAUCCUGACGCUUCGCUCGCGGCCGCCCGUCUCGCGGGCCAAGUCAGUGGCGGCGGAGGUACGGCGGCGGCGCGAGACGUCGGAAGCGGCGGCGGCGGCGCGGGAGCAGGCUGCCCGUGAGCGUGAGAUGGCUGCGGCAGUGGCGGGCGAGAAGGAGAAGCGGCCAUGGCCGGCGAAGGUUGGGCCGUUCGACAACACACCCAAGCGGCCGCAAGAGGGCAAGCGGCUCAACUAUUUCGAAACCGAGGAGGGCUUGCUGGCAUUGGAGAACGACCCUUCCAUCCGUGAGCCCAUCACCCGCCGCAUGCUGCCGCCUCGCCUGCCGCCGCCCGCUGCCACACCCGGCGCGCCCUCGCCACUCACGCCUGGCGUCUACGUCGCCGAUCGGCCAUUCGGUGCAACAGCGGAGGCCGCCGCCGCCACCGCGGCCCUGUCGGCGGCUGCUGCCGCUGCCGAGUACGCAGUCCUUGGCGACGGAGGCGCCGUCGCUGCGGGAGCCGCGGCACCCACCUCACCACCACGCGGCGGUGACAUCACCAACCGCAGUAACGCCGGCACGCGGUCGCGCGCCGUCGCGGACUACUCUUACCCGGAGCUUGGCCGCAGCCAGAUCCUGGCGGCGCAGCAAGCCGCACCGCCGACGCUCAAGUCGCACGCGUACGACGUGUACGGCCAGCCGCGCGGCGUGCCGCCGCUGCUGCCACGUCAGCACCAGCACGACGAAGCUGAGGUGGCGUUGAACGAGGCCUACCUCCGCGCCGAGGCGGAUGCCGUACGUCUCGGCAAGACCGCGGCCUCCUCGCUCAUUCGCCAUGCGGGCAAGGCUCUGCAGCAGUUCACGCUGUCACCGGCGCACAUGCACCUAGGCACGGUACCUGUAGGCACCGUUGCGCACCGCACCGCGCGCCUGACCAACGUUUCCACCGGCGCCGCGCGCUUCUCGGUGGUCAGGCCGGAACUACCGCUGCGUGUGAUCCACAGGCCGGGGCCGCUGGCCGCUGGCAUGGAGGCGGUGCUUACCGUGGAGUUUGUAGCGGAGAAGCCGGGUGACUUUGUGGGCGAGAUUGUGGUCAAGAGCGAGCUGAAUGUGCUGCGCAUGAGCGUCAGUGCAAAGGUAAUCGCGCCGGAUUCGCCGGCAGCGGAGGUGCCCCUGACGGUUGCGGCGCAGGCGGUAGCUGCAGCGGAGGCGGCUGGGGUUCCCGGAGCCGCAGGAGUCGGCGGUGGAGGCGACAUUAGCCCGGCCCGGCGGUCUAUGGAGGCGACUGCCGGCGCAGGCGGAGGCGCAUUGCCGCCGGUGACGUCCAGUCGCCGAUCGGCGUCGCAGAGCAGUCGGCUAGCGAGUCCGCUGGCUGGUGCGGCGAGGGGCGGCGGCGGCGGAGCGAGUGGCGGCGGCAGUGGUGGCUUGGUUAAGGCCGGCAGCGGGGCUGACAUGCCGUUCCUGGAUGAGACGAAAACGUUGGAUGAGCUGUUGGGAAGAGGCGCCGCCGGCGUGAGAUACGCAUGGCGCGAACAGGUGUAUGCAUAUGACUGUGCGUUGGACCGUGUGGUGGGUGAGGCCUGGCCGCCUGGGUGAGCUGGGGCUCUUGGUGUGACGUACGGAGUUGGGUGGACCCUCGGGCUUGGCGGAAGAGCUAGGCGUCCGUAUUUGUUGGUUAGGUGAGCACGAGGAAGGGUACCGGUACUGAGCGCCAUGUGUAUUUCUACAGAUUGUGGCACAUUGGCAUAAGGUGGGCAAAACGCGUGCGUGUACGGUAGCAGACACAUGGUUUUGUGGCUUCCAACGGUUUGAUGCUGGCGGUAUGAGUGGCCCGAAAUGCACACUAACGGCAUUGGCUGCGUGAGAGAAAACCUAGCGUAUGGCGGCAUAUAGCGUAAUGAAUUAUGCCGACGACGGGACGAGGAGGGCUAGGGGAGGAGCAACCGAAAGGGUUGCAGCUUGGGACCUAAUUAAGGCAAGGAUGACGCUCCUAGCUGCCUCUACUGUGUGACCAAACUGACAACAACUUUGGAUGCUCGUAAAUGACAGUCCUUCCUUCACUGUGCAACAUACGUGCCACCAUAGGGCUUGGUAGGAGAAAAGUUCCGUGGACAACGAGCAUGAUUUUCAGGACUGAAGCUUAAUGCCACUAGCCCGAAUGCAUGAGCUGCUUGGGGCAACAUAGCAAGCAUGCUGCAAUGGUACCCUUUCCGUGUACCGGCACCAAAUUCCGGCGUGGUUAGCUGGUUACUCGAGGACGGGAUGUAUAUUCCACUAUUAUAAUGUAAAACUGGCACUAACAUAA